Vigna unguiculata (cowpea) is the source of this 3711-nucleotide messenger RNA. Its product is annotated as protein MEI2-like 4. The record is from RefSeq and is a predicted model, not a curated record. Gene Ontology annotation, molecular function: nucleic acid binding. NCBI's taxonomy places the organism in Eukaryota, Viridiplantae, Streptophyta, Magnoliopsida, Fabales, Fabaceae.
AAAGUCAUUUCAAGAGGAACAUAACAUGAAACCGCAUUCACGCCGUUAACGAAAUAAACGGAAAAAACAGUCGUCUCCCGGUCCCUGUUUGCCGGAAAAAUCACAGUUCCGGCGAGAGCUCGCAAAUUCCGUUGAAGUUCAGAAACGAAGAAGAAGAAGAAGAAGUGAAGGUGAGAAAGGAGAGAAGUUGAAGUAGUUAGUUAACGUGCAAUGCAGGGAACGGUAAAAGGUUGUGAGAAGGUUUGGAUGGAGGAUCUUGCACGCCACACAUGCAUUGAUACCUACAAAGAUGAUCCUCCCUUUUUGCAAAUUCCCACCUUGCCUUAUGCCCUACUUUAUUCGUUUUCUCUCUCACACUUCUUCUUCUUCUUCAUCUUCUUCUUUCCAAAUACUAUCACUAUUUAACUCAUUCUCACCCCUUCCUUCCACUUCUGUCUUCUCCUCUUCCAAUUCCCACAAGAUAUAAAAAGUUAGGAGAUUUUCAAUUUUGAGGCAUAGUACAUUGUGGGAUUCAUCAUGCCUUCUGAAACAAUUGACUAUAAUUGUUUCUCUUCAUCGUUGUAUUCCUCUGAAGAUAUUUGUUCUUCUAAUGAGGCUAGCUUAUGGAAAUCAGAUAACAUGCCGAAAUGCUAUGAUUUUGAUCAAGGAAUAAAAACCAGCUUGAGUGUACAAGCGUUAUCCCAUUUGCCAGAUCGUAGCAAAGUCAAUAUAGUUGCUCCUCAGAAUGAGAGUAGCGUCUUUUCAAGUUCUCUGUCGGAAUUGUUUAGCAGGAAACUGAGAUCAUCAGCAAAUAAUGCUUUAUAUGGGCAUUCUGUUGACACUGUUGCUUCCCACUACGAGGAAGAAAGACUUUUUGACUCUCUUGAAGAACUUGAGGCUCAAAUUAUUGGAAAUCUACUCCCCAGUGAUGAUGAUUUCCUUUCUGGAAUGACAAAUGAACUUGAGCUCGACCACAUCAUCCAAGACAGCUCUGGUGAUGACAUGGAUGAACUAGACCUUUUCAGUAGUGUUGGAGGGAUGGAUUUAGGAGAUGAUAAUACUCCAUCUUCUGGACAAAAGAAUUCUAAAAUCCUUGAUGGAGCUUGUAACAGUCAGCUAGGACUGUGUAGUGCCUUAAUUGAUGGUGAACAGCCUUACGAUAAACACCCUAGAACAUUAGUUGUGAGAAACAUUAAUAGUGAUGUCGAAGAUUCUGAACUGAGAUCUCCUUUUGAGGAUACUCCUUCCAAGAAAGAUAUGAAUCAGCGCACCCUUGUGGUCUUUUUGUAUGAUUCAUCUGUUUCGGAUAAUGAACUUCACCGUAUAUUCAAUGUAUACGGAGAAAUCAAGGAGAUUGGUAAAAGCCCACAUGAUCUACAACAUCACAAGUUGAUUGAAUAUUAUGAUUCUAGAGCAGCAGAGGCAGCUCUCCAUGCUUUAAAUAGAGAUGAUACUAUCAGGAAGAGGCUAAAGGUUGAACCAUACCUAUGUGAAGACUCAAAACAGAGUAUGGCUCAACAGAUACAUCCAGAACUAGAACAGAAAGAAAGUAGCCUUUAUCCAGGUUUGCAUGGCAUUUCUAAACCUGGUAAGAUGGAUGGUGGAAGAAUUCUUGGUAUUGAGCCUGCCUCAUGUACACCAUCUGUGAAAACUGCUGGUAUUCAUGGGGUCUCUUCAAGUGUUCCUAACUCCUUACCAUCACUGGUCAGAGUUAAAUCAUUUGACAACGGACGUGAAAUUACUGAAUACGAUUCCCCAGGCCAGUUUAAUUUUGAUAUUCAAGACGCAUCAUCAGCUUCUCAUCCACAUUUUCUCCCAGAAUUUCAUGAUGGUUUAGCUAACAGUGCUCGCCGUAUUCCUCCUGAGGUGGCAGCAAACAUCAAUCUUAAAACACAAGAAAGAAUAGAAAGCAUGCAGUUCUGUCAAGUAAACUCCAAUGGACGCUUCAUGGAAUUCAAUGAAUUUUUCAAAUCCUCUGGUAAUGGAAGCUUCCCUCUUCCUCCUGGCCAUCAUUACAAAUGUGGGAACUUCUAUCAGCCUCCUGAAAUGGUGUGGCCAAAUUCACCUUUAUAUUUUGAUGGAGUUUGUCCAUCCCCCACCCUACCAAGGUUGCAUGGACUUCCUAGGUCACCAUCUCAUAUGAUGACAACUGUUCUACCCAUAAAUAGCCAGCAUGUGCCUUCAGCUCCUUUUUGGGACAGAAGACAUACCUAUGCAGGGGAAUCUCUUGGGAAUAUGCAAUUUUCUGGUAAUACAACAUCAAAUUGUGUUGACUUUGUUUCUUGCAAUUUCUUUCCCCAUUUUGGGGGAAACUGUGUUGAUUUUCGAAUCCUCCCCAAGAAUCUUGGACUCCAUUUUCAUAACCAAAAGGACCUAAUGUUUCCUGGAAGAAACCAUAUGAUUAAUUCAUUUGAGACUCACAAACAACGUACUAGAAGCAGGAGAACUGAAGGUGUGUCAAACUUGGCGGACAAGAAACAGUAUGAACUUGAUAUUGACCGCAUAAAAACAGGGGAAGAUAUCCGAACAACACUUAUGAUAAAGAACAUUCCUAACAAGUAUACAUCCAAGAUGUUGUUGGCUGCUAUUGACGAACGCCAUAGAGGAACUUAUGAUUUUGUUUACCUACCAAUUGAUUUCAGGAACAAAUGUAACGUGGGAUAUGCAUUCAUCAACAUAAUCAAUCCCGACUUGAUUAUACCAUUCUAUCAGGUGUUCAAUGGAAAGAAAUGGGAGAAAUUCAACAGUGAGAAAGUGGCAUCACUUGCAUAUGCUCGCAUACAAGGGAAAGCAGCACUCAUUGCUCACUUCCAAAAUUCAAGCUUGAUGAAUGAGGAUAAGCGCUGCAGGCCUAUCCUCUUCAAUACAGAUGGCCCUAAUGCCGGUGACCAGGUUCCUUUCCCAGUGGGCAUUAAUAUUCGCAACAAAGGUGGAAGAGUGAGAAGCAGCACUCAGGAGGAUAUCCAUUCAUUGGAGUCAGACUAAGGAAACCAUCCAUACCAUUAAUUUUAGUGGAUGCUAAGUUAACCUUUGGAAGCCAAGUGAUCUAGUUACAUUCAUAAAGUAUGUUUGCGGUACAUAUUUACCAACACUAACCUUGAGUAAGGCAAGAAGUUUUCCAGUUCUUUUGGCUUUUGUUACUGAAUCACAACUUUUCAUGUGCAAGAGUACUGUGUCAAAAGAUUACAUGUACAGGAAUUUCACAUUGGAGAUUGGAGGAGAGGCUUGUAAAGUGUGGUUUGAGGAGAACUUAGUCUGUAUCAAUUUUACCUUUGUUUUCCUUCUUCCUCUCCUUGCUUUUUUCUUAUGUAUAUUGUUGAUUUUCGAGUCAUUCUCAUCCCAAACUGCUGAAAUUUUUUAUCAACUAUUUGUGUACUGUGCUUAAGCCUUCUUGGAUUGUUCAUCAUUGUUGAUGCUUGGUGUGCGUGCAUGCACACUCUUCCAUUCACUUUUUCUUUGAAAAUGUUACACUUUGAAUAAUAUAGCAGUUGUGUCUCGUCUUUUGAGUCUCUGUUGUCACUUGUAAAGACAUAACUGACAUCUCAAAUUAUGCUACUAGAGGAGACUCAAUGCAGAAGGUUUCAUGUCAAUUCUGAUUCAUCAAAACUGGCAAUUUCUGUUUCUUUUAAUUUGUUAUUUUUCUGAUGUUUUUUCAUUGUAACUGGGGUCCAGUUAGCAUGUAAGGAACUUUACUUGUAUGCUCCAUUGUACUAAUACAUAAUGUUACAAAGA